AUGGACUCCAACGUGCAAACUAAAUUACCGAAUAAACGUCGAAGCAAGUAUAUAAUCGUCGGACUUAUAGCUGUAAUAUGCGUGUUGUGCUUCCAACUUCAUAGAGAAAACAGGGCUAAAAAGGAGCUUAUCGCCCGAAAGUCGUUUCUUAUUGGAAAGCUUUACGAAUGUCGAGUCGCUUCGGAAAAAAUCAACACAAAAUACAAAGACAAACGGACACAAAACGAGAAAUUGACGAAGGAUUUGGCAGCUAUAACAGCAAGCAAUGAAGACAUGUUAAAGAAAUAUGAUGAGUUGCAAACGUCAUACCAUACGAAGACAGACGAGUUGCAACAGUUGCAACAAUCGGCGGUGGGUGAUAAAUUUUGAUAUCACUUAAUAAUUUGUUGUUAUAAAUUGUUGCAAUUUAAUACGAAUGUGAUAUGUUGCACAUUCAAAUGAGUUCUAAAAAUAGUGACAGCGUAUGUAUUAUUUAACAACGGCAAGUAGGCUAGGGAACAGGUGAUGUUGGCACGUUUUAUGGGCCAUCUAGACAAACUUGUGCAAAUAAAAGAUAGUUGUCUUGAUCUGUGUGCUGUGAUAAACACCGCAAACAAAUUGAUCAUCGGUCAAUAUAUGCAACAUUGCAAUUACAUUAAUUAAUGUACUAUGUGCCACUGAGGAAACAGAUUAUGACAUCUGAGUCUUGACAUAUUGGAUCAUUCAAGGGGGAGGGAGAGAAAAAUUUGUUUCUGAUGAUAGUAACAACAUUAGGACAUCUGAAGGGGGUAGGGGUGUUUAAACAUCCAAUUUCCUCUGUGCGAGAGGUAUGUGGAUAUUUUCUGGAAUGGGCCAUUAUGUGUCUGUUUCCUGCAUUUGUGUACGUUUAUGUAUUAUCAGACAAACUAAUUGUACCAGUCAAUUCCAACUGCGAUCAUCCCCCCCCCCCCUGGCGAACCCCUGGGAAUUUGAGUUUUCAAAAACAAUUUGGUCAAAUUCCCCACUGUGCAGGCAAAAACCAUCGUCAAAUUCCCCAGGGUGCAGGCAAAAAUUUAAUGUGUAUAUAUGUGUAUUUGUACUGAAAGAACAUAUCAUUAUAUAAAGAUGCGGUACAGUCCAUAUAUAAACAAAGGCUUUGUUUACAUUUUGGUAUCCAAAAUAUUGAAUUCUAUUCGACAACUAUUUAUAUUUUCAUGAUCCUAGAGUAUAGUAAAUUAUCAAGACACAACAAUCAAGCUUUGCAUGAACAUAAAAUGAAAUAAAAACCUAAAUAAACUGUUUGUAAAUAAAAAGAGGGCUCCUUUGUGUGCAUGCGCAGAUCGGACUGUACCGCAUUUUUAAUCAUCACAAAUGAAUUCUAACAUGAACAAAGGUGAAAGUUUUUAAAAGAUAUGUAAAGAUGCUGUAAAGAUUAUGAUUCUGACCAAUUUUGUGCAGCCACAAACCUAGUCAAAUGCCUGACAGGGCGGGCUCAGAUUCGCGUCAAAUUCCCACCUGUGCGUGAUUAAACUUUGGUCAAAUCCCGGGGGGAUGAUCGCAGUUGGAAUUGACUGGUACAUAACUGUUCUUUGCCCAAGUUGCUCCAGAAUGUACAUUACAUUUCGAAUAAUAAACAUAUUCAACAAUUGACAGAUUUGAUCCAUUGAGCAGCAAUGUGCCAUGUGAUGGCAAUGCUUCCCUGCCGUUUGUCAGACACGAGAUUAUUUUUCCUGUCAACUGUGGCCAUGCAAAUUACUAUUUUGUAAAAUUCAUGUAUUUACCUCCAGGAUGAACGUAAGAAUGAACUGUCCGCAUUAAAAGAGAAUUACGAGAAUGCAAUGUCAUCAGUCACAACCAUGCAAGGCAAGUAGAAUUUUGGUGACUUUCGAAAUACACAAAGGCAGCCUUAGCCAGGCCUUAAAGUUAAAAUAUCAGUCAGUCACAGUCAUUGUCUGACCCCAACCUCUUACCCAGGGCUAGCCACGAGUUGCUGCCUUCAACUCGCGCAGUCUAGCGGCUAGCCCUGGAUAUGUGAAAUUGUCCGACGUAGAGAGGAAACCACCAGUCAUUCUGUCCAACCAAAGUGAAACUGAGGUUUGUUGUUAAUGUCUGACACAAUCAUAUAUUGAUGUGUGACCCAACUGUAGCUUUGUCCAAUGUAAAGCAAAAUGUACCCUAGUCCAGGACUUGAGAGGCUCAUAUGCGAAAUGGAGAAUCAGAGUAAUUAAUGCAUAAAAAGUGAACCGGAAAUGAUGUUUUAAUGUAAUUGAGUGCGGAGUGGCAAGCGAAAUGGCGAAGUGGAAAACUGCCCUAACUUGUUGAAGUCUUAGUUACAGCUGCCAUUAUUGGCAAGCUAGUUAAUUUUGGCUUGGAAAUAAGUAUGAAUGACACAAAUUAUUAUAUCUUCACAACAUUUAGAUCAGAAUUAAUACAUUGUGCAAUGUGCUCAUGAAUAUUAAAAAUAAAUUUACAGUGUCAUUCAGACUUAUUUCCGAGCCAAACUGAAUUGAAGGUCAUUGGACAUCAUCUGAUACAUAUGUCAAACUCAAAAAUCAUCGGACAUUUUGUCAGACAGUCUUGUACAAGAUAUUUUUAAUAAGGCCUGCAAUUAAGGCUUAAUGUCCACACUAAUCCAUUUUUGUAGCAUUUUCGUAAUUGUUGCAGGUCGAUAGACCAUUGUUUUCUAUUCCCUUGUGAACAGAGAAUGUAACCAUGCAAAGAUUGUCUUUUAACAGCUAUAAAAAAGAAUGUCUUUUAUUUUUAACAUUUUUUUAUUCAGGUAAACUUGAUGACACAAUAAAAGUAUGUGAGCAGCAUAAAGAGAACAGUCGAUCAGCAAACAUAACUACUGCACAAAGAACAAGAGAGCUGUAAGUUACAGCUGUUGUUGCACUCAUUAAUGAUUUCAUCUUUCCAAAACCAUUCACAUGUACAAUGUUAUAUUUAAUCAAAUGUUAAUAUUUGUUGCAGAGAAAUUUGCAAGCGAGGAAAGACAGUUUUAGAGCAAGAAAGGGAAGGUAAUUAAUGUAUAAACCAUUCAGCAUGUGGCCACAUAAAAGCUGCAGACGGAUAGGGAUACUACCUGAAAAACAGAAGAACUUCGACAUUUCAAUCGAACUAUCGAAGGCCCUUUGUCCAGGGGCGUUGCUUAGGCCUGUUUUAAUGAGGGGGUGUAAGUGCGUUUUACCAACGAAUAUCUCAACCAGAUGGAAAAAAUUUUCCAGACACUACAUUUUAUUUUCCUAUCUGGAUAACGUACCAUUAUUCCAUAAAUUGUUCCUUUAUUGUUUCGUCAAUUUUCAAAAAUGUCUGCUGUAAUUAAACUUGCAUACCUCAAAAAGUCAAUUCCUUCCUACAAAAACUACUACAAAACUAUUUCCGACUACAAAAUCUAUUUCCUGACUGAUCGAGACUCGAUAAUUUGCCAAAUACUGAGACUCAAUAAUUUCCCAAAUACCUGAGUUCGGAUAUCGAAAGGAUCCAAAGACGGUGUUUAAGAAGGAUAUUUCCUGAAAGCUCUUAUGAAUUAGAGGCGCUCGAAUUAGCCAAUCUAGAAACCUUACGAAACAGAAAAGAAGCAGCAUGUAAAAAACUUUUCCUUCAAGCACACUUGGAUACCAAGCAUAAACUACAUCAGAUGAUCCCAGAGGAAAACGGGUGUACAUAUCCCUUAAGGAAAUGUCAUAAAUUUCUAGUCCCUAAGUUUCGAACAGAGCAUUUUAAGAACUCCUUCAUUAUAUCUAAUAGUAUAAGUGUAAAAAUUCUUAACUUUAUUUCGUGUCAAUUAUAGCCUAUAGUUUUUAUUAUUAAUAAUUGUAAAUAUAGUUAGUUCUUGGCUUACUGUAUUUUGCGAAACGAAACUUUGCGAAACGAAACUUUGCGAAACUGUAUUUUGCGAAACUGUAUUUUGCGAAACUGUAUUUUGCGAAACUGUAUUUUGCGAAACUGUAUUUUGUCAUGAUUCUGCUAGUAGAGUUGGCAAACGUUUGUUUAUAAAGACUAAAUCAUCAAAGACAAAGUGCAGUACGUUGCUUUGAAUGCUUUCACAUGGAACUUUAUACAUGUACAUAUAAAAUGGUGUGGAUUGAUUUUGAAAGAAAAUAUGGCGACACCACCAUAGAGAUUAUAAAUAACACUAGAAGGGGCAUCGUAAUCUUAAUUCAGUCAAAGAAAGGGAACGUGUCUAUUGGGGGGCAAACAAUUAAAAUGCUAAAAUAAGAGAGAGUUUGAGCCAAUAUAUCUAAAUUCUUGUUUAUGGUAGUUAACUGAGUUCUGUUUUCAUUUUUACCAAGCAUUUUUACCACAAUUUUGUUUAUAACACAUUUCAAACAGUGUUCCAAAAUAAUGCUGCGUCAGUAAUUUUGAUAUUUUCAAGAGAAAUUAAUUGUUUGAAUUCAAAAUUUUGGGGGAAUGUUUGUAAUAAUGGCAUGCAAAGCAUAUAAAACACCCAGUUUUGUGACUCUUGUUUUAAAUUUUUCUGGUUUCAAGUGCAACCCAAGAGUUGUGUGGUGUUUAUUCGUGAUUUCAAUCCCCCCCGCCAUUACCGCGCUCUCAAAUUUCACCCUCGAUGCUCCCUCUACCGUUAUUUAUAAUCUCUAUGGACACCACAGUCAUGACGUAUAAAUCAGUGAGCAACAGAAUUCAGAAACAUUUGAUGUAGUUGCAAUUUCGCCAUUUUCACAACAUCAAACGUUUCUGUUGUUCACUGAUCUAUACGUCAUGGCUGUGGUGUCCAUAGAGAUUAUAAAUAACGAUAGAGGGGGAAUCGGGUGAAAUUUGGGAGCGCGGUAAUGGGGGGCAGUGGGGAAAUUGAAAUCACGAAUAAACACCACACAAGUCUUGGGUUGCACUUGAAACCAGAAAAAUUUAAAACAAGAGUCACAAAACUGGGUGUUUUAUAUGCUUUGAAUGUCAUUACAAACAUUCCCCCAAAAUUUUUAAUUCAAACAAUUAAUUUCUCUUGAAAAUAUCAAAAUUACUGACAUCAGCAUUAUUUGGAACACUGUUUGAAAUGUGUUAUAAACAAAAUUGUGGUAAAAAUGCUUGGUAAAAAAACAAAACAGAACUCAGUUAACUACCAUAAACAAGAAUUUAGACAUAUUGGCUCAAACUCUCUCUUAUAUUUUAGCAUUUUAAUUUUUUGACCCCCAAUACUGAAUAGACACGUUCCCUUUCUUUGACUGAAUUAAGAUUACGAUGCCCCCUCUACUCUCUAGUGUUAUUUAUAAUCUGUAUGGUGAUGUCGCUAUAUUUUCUUUCAAAAUCAAUCCACACCAUUUUAUAUGUACAUGUAUAAAGUUCCAUGUGAAAGCAUUCAAAGUAACAUACUGCACUUUGUCUUUGAUUUAUUUUCAGUCUUUAUAAACAAAUGUUUGCCAACUCUACUAGCAGAAUCACGACAAAAUACAGUUUCGCAAAAUACAGUUUCGCAAAAUACAGUUUCGCAAAAUGCAGUUUCGCAAAAUACAGUUUCGCAAAAUACAGUUUCGCAAAAUACAGUUUCGCAAAAUACAGUUUCGCAAAGUUUCGUUUCGCAAAGUUUCGUUUCGCAAAAUACAGUAAGCCUUAGUUCUUUGCAUGAAAUAAUUCAAUUGUAAAUACUUGUAAGCAAUUCAGUUAUACCAAUUGUAAUUUACGAUUUGAUUAAACCUGUUCUAUCUAUCUAUCUACCUGAUGAUUGGGGGUACGUGUUCCAACACCACCCUCCUCUAGCGACGCCUCUACCUUUGUUGGGAACUUAGUAGUGGGGUCAGGAAUAUUUUGAACUUCCCAACAAAGGGCCUUUGCUCAAAAUGUUGAAGUUCUUGUAUAUUUGAGGUUAUCCCUAUCAAUCCAUUAAGCUUUCUUAGAACAAUACUUCAAGAUCAUUACCAUAUCUCCAUUUAUAUGGUUACAAACAAAAUAUUUUGAAUUUCAGAUCUAGUAGCGAGUGAACAAGAUCUCCAAAAGAAAAUUGCAGAAAUGGGACAGGCAAAGAGUGUUAGAAGUGUGGAUGAAAAUGCAGGAGGAUUGCAUGUUCAACAACCACAAGAACAAUUAAAUGUGAAAUCACCCACUGCAGGAAAGGCAAGUCAGCUGCAUGGUUAAGAUGUAGUGACAUAACCAUGCCGGCUUAUUAGGGAUGUGCUGGACACUGCUUUGCCAGAUACUGAAUGGUACCAGAUAGUACUCUACGUCAUCAAAUUCAGAUACUGGAUACUGUACUUGGAAAAUACAUCGAUCACUAACUUUUUGUCAUAAAAUAGUCCAUUGUCUGUUUAGUAUGUCUGGCACAGGAUCAUCAGACAAUAUACAGCAGAGAGCAGUUUACAAAAAACUUAACUGCAAUUUCAUUUCAAUGUGCAACGUCAUGUCCGGUUGACUUACUAGUUGUUUGUGUGGUUAUAUAUAAUAAAAGUUCCAGUAUUAUAUAUUAUAUUUUGCUGGAUAUCGGAUACCAGUAUUAGGAUCAAGCACAUGGAUCCCGUACGUAACAGCUCAUUGUAGAAUACUACAAACAAUGAAUCUCCUUGUUUGAGAUUAUCAACUUCAAUCCAAGAGUUACUAUAAUUGCAAGUGCUACAUGCCUGCAUACAACUUAACAGGCCUACAUUGAAUGUGAUGAGCCCACUAAUAAAAGCAACAUUAUAUACUAUACUUGGUACAGUACAAGUUGACUCACACCACACCAUAAUGCAUUGUAACUUGUCUCACGUUGUGAGGAGUAAAAGAGUGAGAACAAAUGGGCGACCCAUCGCUAAAAUCCACAUUUGAGCUCAAACUCACAGCUAAAUUAUACAAGCUACAGUAACUCGUACCAAGUCUACAACAUUACUAAAACAUAAUGAAUGGAUUUAUUAAGAUACAGUAUAUUAAAUAUUAAUACCAUCAAGAUAAUCAUGUAGUACAUUUAGAACUCUGGGUCUGCCUAAUAUUAAGUUAUUGCAAGAAAGCAAGUUUUAUCCAAUAUAACUGCACUUAAGUUUCGUGAUGACUAAUUUAAUAACCCAUCGAGUGGCAGCACUCUCCACUUGACGAGUAAAAUCGUCUGGCGUUAGACAGAGUAAAAUACUAAAGUAGGGUGCAUUGCCACUUUAAAGGGUUAAACACUAUGGAUAUUUGACUCUAUACAGUAGGUAGAACACAAGACUGGAGAUGGAUAUGUGUGAGGUCGAAAUCCAAGUGAAUUUUUUCAGUUUGGCAUGAGUGCAAAUAAUCAUCUAGCAACUGUUUCCACACUGACAAAAAUAUUUGUUUUUCAUUCAUAGCUAAAAUAUGCAGAAUAUGUUCAUUCACUGUCUAAUCAAAAUUCAGAUCGCCCUGCACAGUCGACACAAGAUCAGACUAGCCGGACAGCGGUACCAAAAACUCCUGUUGAAGAGUUGAUCAGUAGCCAGACACAGACAACACCACCACCAAAAACUCCCACAAAAGAGGUCAUUCAGGUUGCACCAAGUUUGAAACGACCAACAACAAAGCUAACAUUGGGAGCAUCACUUCUGCGAGCCAAAGGCACAACUAGAAAAAACCCUCCUGAAAUUGAUGAUAGUUUAAUCUAA
Molecule: messenger RNA, 7496 nt
Organism: Paramuricea clavata
Lineage: Eukaryota; Metazoa; Cnidaria; Anthozoa; Malacalcyonacea; Plexauridae
Source: the annotation of a GenBank genome assembly